Molecule: messenger RNA, 894 nt
Organism: Osmia lignaria (orchard mason bee)
Lineage: Eukaryota; Metazoa; Arthropoda; Insecta; Hymenoptera; Megachilidae
Source: RefSeq, a predicted model, not a curated record
AAUUAUAAUAAACAUGAAACAGUGAAUAAAAUGCAACAUAUAAAUGAACUUAUUCAGUUAAAACCACAUAUAUGGGAAAAUUCUAACAUGGAAGAAAAUGAUAAACCAUUUAUUGCAGGUUUUAAAGAAGAUUUAGAUAAAAUUAUAAAAGAUGAGCAAUCAAAACAUUGAUAAAAAUAUCCAUAGAGUAAGACAUAAUAAUGAGCAAUAUGAUUCCUCCUCUUGGAAAAUAAGUAAUGAUAAUACUAAUGAAGGUGAAGAUGAAUCAAUCUUUCCUAAGAACAUUCUCAAAAGAUAUAUAAUUAGCGGUGAAAAUGGUUUAACUGAAAAUACAGAACCAGAUGAAGAAAUCUAUGAUUAUGAAAAGUUCAAAAAAGAAUAUGAAGAACAAAUAGUAGAAGAUAUAAAUAACAAAAAUAAUACAUUCAAUGAUACUAAAGAAAAAAUAGAUGAAUUAGCUGAAGAAACGCUAAAGAACUUAUUUAAUUUUACAAAUUGUACAGAAAUAUCAAAGAAACUUGGUAUUAAGGCAAUAGAUUGUUUCAUUCACAAUUAUGAACUUGAAAAAGAUAAACCUAUAGUAAAAAAAACAGUAUCAAAAAUAUGGUUGAUCAUUAAAGUGUGGCUGUUAAUUUAUAUAUGUCUUGCAAUUCCCUGUUGGUGUCAUAAAGGGUGGUGUUGUUGCUGUUUUCGUUGUGGCGUUUGCUUUCCAAGAAAAAGAAUUCAUUUUGCAAAGAAAUAUUAUGCACUUAAUUCUCCAGGUACAUUAAAUAAAGAAGAAGAAAAACAAUUUAUUACGUAUGAACCUACUGAAUUUGAAGAAGAUGCAUAUAAUACAUUUGAAGCUGCAAUAAGAAAUAUAUAAAAACGUUUUCUUUAUCAAUGGAACUACCU